GGGCGCUGAGGCGCUUGGGUGUUUGGGGUUGGUCCCGUACCGGAAGUGCGUGGGCUGCCCGGCUGGCCCUAUUCAGGAUUUUCAGGAAACAUGGAAGCCGCGGCGGUAGCCAGCGUCUAAGGACUCGUGUGACUAUCUCCGGGGAGCCUUUGCAAGGAAACAGGAGGAUGCCACUGGAAUCACCCUCCUCUUCGAUGCCACUAUCCUUCCCGUCUCCCUUGCCCUCAGUACCAGAUGACAUUACAGGCUCUUCCCCUCCCCCAAUGUCUUACAUCACUUCCCAGGAGAUGAAGUGUAUUCUUCACUGGUUUGCCAGUUGGUCAGGUCCCCAGCGUGAGCGUUUCCUGCAGGACCUUGUAGCUAAGGCAGUACCAGGAAAAUUACAGCCAUUGCUCGAUGGUCUGGAGCAGCUUAGUGUUUCUGGUGCAAACCGACCGCCUUGUAUCUUUGAGUGCCAGCUGCGUCUUUGGGAUCAGUGGUUCCGAGGCUGGGCUGAGCAGGAACGCAACGAAUUUGUCAGGCAGCUGGAGAUCAGCGAGCCAGACUUUGUGGCAAAGUUCUACCAAGCAGUGGCUGCUACCGCUGGGAAGGACUGAUGGGCAUUCAGAUCAAAGAAGAUAACCACAGCUAAUGGAGCCGAGGCUAUGACUACAGUGAGAAUUCAAGUACACCACUUAAAGGGCUGGAGACGGUAACCCAACAAGCUGACUGCACCUUUCAACACAGGCCUGGUUACUUCAACAGGGACGGGGCAGCUGGACUCCGAGUAUAAUUGUAUCCAUCUAAGCAAAUCCAGAUCAUGUCUGUCUUCAUGGUUUGCUUCUUCCCAAGAGAUGUCAAACCCUCAAGAAUUUGAUGGUUUCUUUUGCAACUAAAACUGAAAGGAAUCUAUGUGUUACAACUCAAAGCCUACUUUAGCUAGCCCCUGGAAAAGGGCUAAGUAAAACCUGCCUUCCCCAGGAAGAGGAGAGGCUAAUACAGGGUCACUCAAGUAUUUUUGUGGUCUAGCUGGAUUUAGAUGGCUCGUUUUACCACCCUUACAAGAUUCUAGGAUAGUUGUAUGACAUCCUAGCUACUAGCUUUCUCAAUGAUGACUUAAUAACAUUAUGGAGAGAUCAACAUAGGGGACAAUCACCUCGUCCUCUAUACUGUGUGUAUUUAUAUCCAAAUAAUAAUGACCUUUUUCUAAAGCAUAGAUGGUAUCCUUGGAGCUGGUAGCAGGUGUUCCUAUUCUGUAAGUUUGCUGUACAACAAUAUAAAGAUUGACACUCUUUAGAGUGAAGAGUUUAUUUUUUUGUAACAAAAUAAAAAGAUCUUUACAGCCAUAA
Oryctolagus cuniculus (rabbit) is the source of this 1328-nucleotide messenger RNA. RefSeq names its product chromosome 12 C14orf119 homolog (gene C12H14orf119). NCBI's taxonomy places the organism in Eukaryota, Metazoa, Chordata, Mammalia, Lagomorpha, Leporidae. The record is from RefSeq and is a predicted model, not a curated record.